GAAAAACUAAAGGUUACAAAAAUAUUUGUAGGUAGCCUGACCAGUUUGUAAAGAAUACCAUAUCUGCUUACUAUCGCUAAGACGUCUAAUUUUUUAGAGAUUACUCAGUUUUACCUUUUCAGUGCGAAUUCAUAAUUUCGCUUCUAUCGUUCGUUGUGAACAAUUCAGUGAUUUAGUGAGACUUUGAUAAUUUUAUUUCGAGAAUUUAAUACUCCCGCAAUAUGACAAAAAAGAAUGAAGUGGGCAUUGAAAAACGUGUGAAAAUACAGGUUCAUCAUGAACAAGAGAAGUCCCAAGUAGACAUUGCGAAAACAGUGAAGUGUUGCGUCGAUGUGUACAAUACACUAUUCAACGAUUCGCUCAGACCGGUUCACAUAAAGAUAGACUUAGAACAGGCCGCAAAUGCAUUACCACAGAUCGUGAAGACAGAGUAUUGA
This is a messenger RNA of Acanthoscelides obtectus, 437 nucleotides long. The record is from the annotation of a GenBank genome assembly. Lineage: Eukaryota; Metazoa; Arthropoda; Insecta; Coleoptera; Chrysomelidae.